UAGUAUCCAGUUACCUUUCAGACGUAUCUAAAUUGUUCACUUCAAGCCACAAGCAAUGUCCAAAGAUGAGUUGCCACGUGACGCACAAGUCGUGCAUGCCCUACGCCGUGAGCUCAAUCGCAAUACACGGCGGAUAAGCCAGACAUUUUGGCAGGAGUUCGAGUCGAUUCGCAACCAGCAGCGGGAUCAAUUGGAGCAGGAGCGCAGGAGCCGCGAGAGGAUCACGACAUUGAUGCGUGACACGAAUCUGGAGGCGCAACAACAACUGGAGGCACUCAGUCGCAGCAUCAGCUCUCACGGCAUCAAUCCCGCUGCCCCCUCUCCCCGCAUGCAACGCGAGGUUCCGUCCAUAAUGCCGGCUUCGGAGGAGCAGCCAAUGCCGGAGAGAAAGUCCUCGCCAGGACCGCGUGCCAAGAGUAAUACGAGUAAUGCCAGAGCCACUUUGAAACGCAGGCAACCAACUUCAUCGGUGCAAUUUCCGGCCUCCAUGCCGCAUCUGCCACGUGCCCCGCCCUCCUCCCGUGCCACCAUCGUUCCGAGCAACGCAACUCCCGUGAGAACCUCGACCAGGUCGACUCCCUACACUUCCAAACUGAGACUGGCCGAUAAGCCAAAAAAUGUUAAAAAUUAAAGCAUCAAUUUAUUUAUACACAUUC
Molecule: messenger RNA, 656 nt
Organism: Drosophila innubila
Lineage: Eukaryota; Metazoa; Arthropoda; Insecta; Diptera; Drosophilidae
Exons: 1
Coding region: 56-631 (191 amino acids)
Source: RefSeq, a predicted model, not a curated record